Xylona heveae TC161 is the source of this 2004-nucleotide messenger RNA. Its product is annotated as acetate--CoA ligase. NCBI's taxonomy places the organism in Eukaryota, Fungi, Ascomycota, Xylonomycetes, Xylonales, Xylonaceae. Gene Ontology annotation, cellular component: cytosol. Gene Ontology annotation, molecular function: AMP binding; acetyl-CoA synthetase activity. The record is from RefSeq and is a predicted model, not a curated record. Bases 1 to 2004 code for a protein of 667 amino acids. The transcript is spliced from 6 exons.
AUGCCUGAGGGCGAGGCGAAGGCCCCUGCGGCCCACGAAUACAACCCGCACGAGGUAUAUCCUGUGCCGCAGGGCCUGUUCAAAAAACAUUCGACCAGACCGCAUCUGAUAAAUCUGGAGGAGUAUAGAAAGCUUCACAAGGAGUCCAUAGAGAAUCCCGACAAAUUCUGGGCGAAACAGGCGAGAGAGCUGUUGACCUGGGAACGUGACUUUCAAACUGUUCGCUCGGGAUCGUUGACAAACGGCGACAUUGCGUGGUUCUUGGAGGGCCGCCUCAACGCAUCAUACAAUUGCGUCGAUCGCCACGCAUUCAAGGAUCCAGAAAAGCCUGCAAUUCUCUACGAGGCGGAUGAGCCUGGCGAUGGCCGAAUCAUCACCUAUGGCGAGCUUCUCCGACAGGUGUCUAAGCUAGCUUAUGUCCUCAAGCAGAUGGGCGUUAAAAAGGGGGACACGGUGGCCAUAUACCUUCCCAUGAUUCCUGAGGCUUUGAUUGCAUUCCUCGCCUGCAGCCGCAUUGGCGCUGUCCAUUCGGUCAUCUUUGCUGGUUUCUCCUCAGACUCGCUUCGUGAUCGAGUCCUAGACGCUCAAUCCAAAGUUGUCAUCACCACUGAUGAGGGAAGACGCGGCGGAAAAGUGAUUGGCACCAAGAAGAUUGUGGAUGACGCGCUCAAGCAAUGUCCUGAUGUCUCGCAUGUUUUGGUGUACAGACGCACCGGGGCUGAAAUUCCAUGGACCAAGGGAAGAGACUUUUGGUGGCACGAGGAGGUCGAAAAAUAUCCAUCUUAUAUUGCACCAGAGCCCGUGAACUCUGAGGACCCCCUCUUUCUUCUCUACACAUCUGGUUCCACGGGAAAGCCCAAAGGUGUGAUGCACACAACUGCAGGCUAUCUUCUCGGCGCGGCUUCGACUGGAAAGUACGUCUUUGAUAUCCACGACACAGAUAGGUUUUUCUGUGGUGGUGACGUUGGUUGGAUCACUGGUCAUACUUAUGUUGUCUACGCGCCUCUUUUGUUAGGCGUUGCCACUGUCGUUUUCGAAGGCACUCCAGCUUAUCCUGACUUCUCACGCUACUGGGAGGUGAUUGAAAAGUACAGCGUUACUCAAUUCUACGUCGCCCCCACUGCCCUGCGGUUACUGAAGCGAGCGGGCGAUCACCAUGUCAAGCAUAAGAUGAAAGGCCUCAGGGUGUUGGGCUCCGUUGGUGAGCCAAUUGCCGCAGAAGUCUGGAAAUGGUACUACGAGGUAGUUGGAAAGGAAGAAGCUCAUGUCGUCGAUACCUACUGGCAAACGGAGACGGGAUGUCACGCCAUCACGCCGCUCGCGGGUAUUACCCCAUCGAAACCCGGAAGUGCUACGCUUCCAUUCUUCGGCUUCGACCCUGUCAUCAUAGAUCCCGUGUCCGGGGAAGAGAUUCAGGGAAAUGAUGUCGAAGGCGUGUUGGCUUUCAAACAGGCAUGGCCUAGCAUUGCUCGCACAGUGUGGGGAGCUCACAAGCGAUACAUGGAUACUUAUCUGAACGUCUAUAAAGGUUAUUAUUUCACUGGCGAUGGUGCUGGGCGGGAUCAUGACGGUUAUUACUGGAUUCGUGGCCGUGUAGAUGACGUCGUAAAUGUCUCUGGGCACAGGCUUUCUACCGCUGAAAUUGAGGCCGCACUUAUUGAGCACCAUGCCGUUGGUGAGGCCGCUGUGGUGGGCAUCCAUGACGAGCUUACAGGGCAGGCCGUUAAUGCCUUUGUAUCUCUCAAGGACGAGCAAUCAUCUCUCGAUCAAGUCAAGAAGGAGCUCGUUCUCCAGGUGCGAAAGUCGAUUGGACCUUUCGCUGCCCCAAAGGCUGUAUACAUUGUCGGCGAUCUACCAAAGACCCGUUCCGGCAAAAUAAUGAGACGUAUUUUGCGGAAGAUUCUUGCUGGGGAAGAGGAUUCUCUCGGUGAUACCUCCACGCUAUCCGACCCCAGCGUGGUAGACAAGAUCCUCGACCUUGUCCAUUCUUCACGAAAGAAUUAA